This is a messenger RNA of Chanos chanos (milkfish), 1701 nucleotides long. RefSeq names its product solute carrier family 25 member 24 (gene slc25a24). NCBI's taxonomy places the organism in Eukaryota, Metazoa, Chordata, Actinopteri, Gonorynchiformes, Chanidae. Gene Ontology annotation, cellular component: mitochondrial inner membrane. The transcript is spliced from 10 exons. Bases 234 to 1664 code for a protein of 476 amino acids. Gene Ontology annotation, molecular function: calcium ion binding. Gene Ontology annotation, biological process: transmembrane transport. The record is from RefSeq and is a predicted model, not a curated record.
UACAAUUAGUACUGUGAAGAUACGUUUUGCUAUCUGCAAGUCGCCAAGUUAUUUAGGCCGUUGCCAAGUUGCAUUCAAAACAGCCCGCAGUAGAUGACGCAGGCCAAGGAUUGGUAGUUGUCUUGCAGUGGAGACAGCACAGUUCCUCGUUUGAUUUUUUUCCCUCAGUCUCUUCCCUUUAGUCGAUCCCAGGUUUUUCGUAUUUAUUGUUGUUGUUUUUUUCAAACGAAGCAAUGUAUCAAGCGUUAAGGAAACUUGUUUUCACUGACUCGCACUGCGCGAGCGAUGCGACAAUGAAGAAUUACGAAGAACUCUUCGAGAAGUUGGACACCAAUAAAGAUGGAAAAGUGGAUGUUUCGGAACUGAAAGCGGGCCUUACUGCGAUGGGUUUCACUCUUGGCAAAGGGGCAGCGCAGAAAAUCGUGUCUUCGGGAGACUCGGAUAAGGACGAAGGGUUAGACUUCGCCGAGUUCUCCAAAUAUCUGAAGGAACAUGAAAAGAAACUGAAGCUGACCUUCAAGAGUUUGGACAGAAACAACGAUGGACGUAUUGACUAUAAGGAGAUCCAGCAGUCGCUGGCUGACCUGGGUGUGAGUCUGACCCAGGAACACGCACAGAAGAUUUUGCAAAGUAUCGAUGCGGACGGAACGAUGACUGUGGACUGGAAUGAGUGGCGGGAGCAUUUCCUGUUCAACCCGGCCGAUAACCUUCAGGAGAUCAUACGCUACUGGAAACACUCCACAGUGUUGGAUAUUGGUGACAGUCUCACCAUCCCAGAUGAGUUCACAGAAGAAGAGAAGACCACUGGUUUGUGGUGGAAACAGCUGGCUGCCGGGGCGAUGGCGGGGGCGGUCUCUCGUACAGGCACCGCCCCCCUGGACCGAAUGAAAGUUUUCAUGCAGGUUCACGCGUCAAAGUCCAACAAAAUCAGCCUGAUUGGUGGCUUCAAACAGAUGCUUAAGGAAGGUGGGGUCACCUCUCUGUGGAGGGGGAACGGUGUCAACGUCCUGAAGAUCGCUCCCGAAACCGCCAUCAAGUUCAUGGCUUACGAGCAGUAUAAGAAGCUCUUGUCUUCGGAGGGAGGGAAAGUCCAACCUCAUGAGAGGUUUAUGGCCGGUUCACUGGCUGGAGCCACGGCUCAGACAGCCAUCUACCCGAUGGAGGUGAUGAAGACGAGGCUUACCCUGAGGAAGACCGGCCAGUAUUCGGGAAUGUUCGACUGUGCCAAGAAGAUUCUGAAGAAAGAAGGAGUGAAGGCGUUCUACAAGGGCUACAUUCCCAACAUCAUCGGAAUCAUUCCCUACGCAGGGAUUGACCUGGCCGUCUAUGAGAGCCUGAAGAAUUUCUGGCUGUCUCGUUAUGCCAAGGAUACUGCCAACCCCGGUGUGCUGGUUCUGUUGGGCUGUGGGACCAUCUCCAGUACCUGUGGUCAGCUGGCCAGUUACCCUCUGGCGCUGAUCCGAACACGCAUGCAGGCUCAGGCCUCCGUUGAGGGAGGAGAACAGGUGACGAUGACGAAGCUGGUGAAGACCAUCGUGGAAAAGGACGGCUUCUUCGGCCUCUAUCGCGGGAUCCUGCCCAAUUUCAUGAAAGUCAUCCCUGCCGUCAGCAUCAGCUACGUGGUCUACGAGUACAUGAAGACUGGCUUAGGCAUUUCCAAGUGAAGUGUGUGCGUGUACGUGUGUACACAUGUGUGCGUGU